Molecule: messenger RNA, 2305 nt
Organism: Polychytrium aggregatum
Lineage: Eukaryota; Fungi; Chytridiomycota; Chytridiomycetes; Polychytriales
Exons: 8
Coding region: 210-1997 (595 amino acids)
Biological process (GO): regulation of DNA-templated transcription; DNA-templated transcription
Cellular component (GO): nucleus
Molecular function (GO): DNA binding; DNA-binding transcription factor activity, RNA polymerase II-specific; zinc ion binding
Source: RefSeq, a predicted model, not a curated record
UUGCAUCAUCUGAUCGUGCAGCCCACAUAUCCAGUCUUGCUGUGGAUCCCGUCUUCCAGCAAGAACGUCAUACUGUAUCCUGACCGGCCGUCCCGCCGAACGGCAAGCCAUCUGAAACCCCCCCCCAAGCGACAAGUUCCCGCUCGCCCGAUAUCAACUCGCGAGCCAGCCGACACCGGGUUUUGCGAUCUGCACCCACAAGUCCUCUGAUGGUCCCUGACGGGUUUCCUGGAUCUUCCCGGGCUUCCCGGGCAUGCGACGCAUGUCGCAUCAAACGCAUCAAAUGCUCUGACCAACGACCCUGCCUGGCGUGUGCAAAGGCCAACCGAGAGUGCACAUUCGAUAUCCCCGUUCGCCGCAGAGGCCCUCGUAUGUACGAAGACAAGAUACCGCUCGACCCCCUCGAUUCGCUGCUUCUGGCGACGAAUGCCGGAUCCGAGCCCAUGUCAGCGCCGGCGUUGCACACCGUCAGCCCAGUGCAAUGUCCGCUGCCACACUCGAUCCAAGAGAGCCCACCGGGCUACGAUCCAAUGGCACAGAGAAUCUGGUGGCGAUCCGACCCAGAGCCGGUCCCGGGUGCCCUGGCGGGUCCAACGGCCGUUGGGAUCCUUCCUAUAUCCGAGCUAUACUCCCGGAACGCUGCAGGUGUCGUCGAGCUCGACGACGAUGCAGACGCUCGCAUUGCCGAUCAUAUGGUUCUUCGCAGCGAAUCGCUCCCGUUUCCAGAUGCAGUAACAUCCGGGCUGCUGGAGUCGUUUUUCAAGUGGCUCGGCCCAACCUCGGCCAUGUUCCAUAUGCCCGAGUUUUUUGAAGAGUACCACAAGCCUUUCCACUCGGAGACCUUUAGCCUUCUCAUCUGGACCGUGUGCAUCAUGUCUCUCUUCAGCGGCCAGAGCAUGGCUGGCUUCGGGAUCCAGAACCCCAACCAAGAACGAAUCCGUCUGCAGACCCACUGCAUGAAGGAGAUAAUUCGAUUGAGUGGCCCUCCAGACCUAUAUCUUCUGCAAGCGCUUAUUCUGUGGGCUGUGAUCAGCACCGAGCGAGCGGAUGUGGUCGUUUACCGGCCCGGAUAUUUCAUCGAUCUGGCCAUGCCAAUAGCCUUGCGAUUAUCACUUCAUCUCAACGUCGAUGACCUCCGCGAUCCGCCCGUUGACGAAGCCCACAAGACGUCGCACCGAUCGACCUUUCUGAUGCUCUAUGUCAUGGACCGGUUCGAUGCUAUGAUGGCGGGUAGAGUGGUUCGAAUUCAUGAUCAAAUGUGGGAUCCAUCUCUGCUGGACCACGACUCUCCCGACCAAAGCUACCAAGGUCUCCACCAUAUCUUUCGGCUCAGUCAGAUCGGCACUCCUGUCAUCGAUCUGCUCAAUGGACCAAGCUCCAGACGGACUUUUAAGAACAAGCGGCAGGCUGGCUUGACAUGCCUUGCCCAGCUCAACCAGUGGUGGAGCACCCUCCCAUACUCCUAUCGAUAUCCAAAUGCCUCUCAUAUUUCUCGCCAGUUCAUCCUGAUCCGAUACCACAGCCUUCGCAUCUUUUCCAACCGACUUGUGUAUCCUCGAUUUCCGCCCGCCACGAUCGAAAGUGCCCGCGCCAUCAGCGGCUUUGUGCGAAUGAUGCCGCAAUUUCAGGUCAUCCAGCUCACCUUCCAGCAGUCCGUGACAUCUUACUUUGCUCUGUGCGCCGCCAUGGUCUUUCUCGACAUCAUCGUGGAGCCUCUGGCGACAUCCUCGCUCAACCUUGACCCUGCCUUCAUUGUCGGCGAGCUCAACGAGCUGCUGAUAUGCUUGGAUCGCCUUCGCAGCUCCUCCGUACUGUUGAUCAAGAACAUAAUCAACAAGGCCAUGCAAGAGCGCGACGUUUUCCAGCGAACGAUCGCCUCGAACAUCAGCGCCGGCACCGGGGAACUCUCGCUGCUGUUACUUGAGGAGUCUGAUCGGCAGUCGUCCGGGGGCUCCAGCCCCAGCUGUGGAGGAGGCACGGCCCCAACUGUAUACUAGUAUACUUGCGGCUAAUAGAUCGAAUACGACUGUUAAUUUGGAGUGAUGGUGAUGAGAUACUCUGCAAUUGCUCUGCCGCUGGCUUUUACAGCGCUUCCGAAAUGAAAUGGGACACCCAGUUCCGAGCCGGGACUGAUGUUAUUUGCUGAGAACUGAAUAUACGCACCCACCAAUCGCUCCCAUGGCCAAACGGUGUGCUCUGAGUGACUGGAAGCCAAGCGACUCGAGAAAGCCCGCUAUCUUGAUACCAAGAACCCAUGGAGCUGCCCAGAGGGCCGAGUGAAAGCAUCACACUCCCACAUCGAGUG